This is a messenger RNA of Strongylocentrotus purpuratus (purple sea urchin), 1098 nucleotides long. Its product is annotated as neutral cholesterol ester hydrolase 1-like. Gene Ontology annotation, molecular function: hydrolase activity. Lineage: Eukaryota; Metazoa; Echinodermata; Echinoidea; Camarodonta; Strongylocentrotidae. The coding region runs from base 1 to 1098 and encodes 365 amino acids. The record is from RefSeq and is a predicted model, not a curated record. The transcript has 6 exons.
AUGCGAGAAGACCUGAGAGGACUCCCAGAGGCUUACAUCCUGACCGCCGAGUAUGACGUCUUGAGAGAUGACAGCAUCAUGUACGCCAAGCGUCUGGAGAAGGCGGGAGUGCCAGUCACUUGGAAGCAUUAUCCGAACGGCUUCCACUCCAUGUUUAGCGGAACAAACGGAGUCUUUUGGCUCUCCGUCGGCCGAUCUAAGUUUAUGUCUAACCCGUUUGAUACCCACAAGCAUCAACAACUGGCUAGAGAGGCGAUACAGAGCGAACAAGCGGGCAAUCUCGCCGAGAGUAUACCGUACACAGACACGGUGCUUGACGGGGUACCAGUCCGGAUAUUUGCCGUGAGCAAACCGGAGGGAAGAACCGAUAAACGGCCGGCCAUCGUCUUCUAUCACGGCGGCGGCUGGGUCAUGGGUAGCCCUGUUGGCAAAGGAACUGAAUGCUGUGGUGCUUUCAGUCGAUUACCGACUGGCGCCCAAAUAUCCGUUUCCCGCGCCGCUAGACGACUGCACAGUUGCUACGGUCUGGUUCCUGAAGCACCUGAGCGAUUACACGUCGACCCUACCAGGAUUGCUGUAAUGGGAGACAGUUCAGGUGGGAACCUAGCUGCAGCGGUGGCACAACGCCUGACCUUUGACCAAACCUUCGACUUUACCACCCCCUCCUACCAAAGGAAUGGCAACUACUGGGUUCAGCUCAACAAGCCACUCAUGACCAUGAUGUGGAGCAAGUACCUUGGCAAAGAUGUGGGGCCGGCGAUGAAGACUAACAAGCACACCUCUUCGGCCGCAAAAACAUCCCCACUGGCCCACAAUUCAAACAGACUGGCCUACGAAGCUCCUUCAACUAACUUCGGUGAUGAGAGCAUCUACAAUGAGAUCAAAGAGGUUCUCCUGGAUCCAGACUACGCUCCUCUCAUGCGAGAAGACCUGAGAGGACUCCCAGAGGCUUACAUCCUGACCGCCGAGUAUGACAUCUUGAGGGAUGACGGCAUCAUGUACGCCAAGCGUCUUGAGAAGGCGGGAGUGCCAGUAACUCUGAAGGAUUAUCUAAGAGGUUUCCAUGGUAUGUUCGGCACCGGCCCAGUUGCCCGUUAG